This is a messenger RNA of Acaulospora morrowiae, 401 nucleotides long. The record is from the annotation of a GenBank genome assembly. Lineage: Eukaryota; Fungi; Glomeromycota; Glomeromycetes; Diversisporales; Acaulosporaceae.
CUAUGGAUGUUUCGCGACUGGGCAAUGGAUACCUUCAAGAUAGCAAACUCGAUAAUACACUAUUUGCAAAUAAUCCCGAAAAGUGUGCCUCGGUAAUAGGUGUCUCAAUAAACCUUAUCUAUCUUGUUUCGGCCUUGAUUAGUCCGUACAUGCCUUCGACAAGUGAAUCCAUCGUCCGUCAGCUUAAUGUACCACUAAGAAAUAUACCAGACACAUGGGCCAUGGAUAUCGAAGCUGGUCACCAUCUGGGCAAGGCUGAGUAUCUGUUUACCAGGAUUGACACUCAGAAAGAACAAGAAUACCUCAACAAAUAUGGUGGUGGCUCUAAAACUGAAGAGACUAAAAAGAAAACAAAAAAGACUCCGAAAGGUGCAAAUGUUACUGAAUCAUCGAAAAAUUAA